Molecule: messenger RNA, 1002 nt
Organism: Fraxinus pennsylvanica
Lineage: Eukaryota; Viridiplantae; Streptophyta; Magnoliopsida; Lamiales; Oleaceae
Source: the annotation of a GenBank genome assembly
AUGGUGGAGAAUUACAGUUCUUUUAUUCAAGAAUUCCGAAAUUGGGAAUCAGCAUGGGUUUUGGAAGCCUUAUGUGUGAUUGCACAUGAAAUUAGGAUUCUUGCCGAGCGGGCUGAUAAAGAGUUGGCUUCAAUAGGGAAAACCCCAGAGAAAUUGAAAGGUGCUGGCUCUUUCCUCAUGAAAGUGUUUGGUGUUCUUGCUGGAAAAGGACCAAAACGCGUUGGAGCUUUAUAUGUUACAUGCCAGCUGUUUAAAAUUUAUUUCAAGCUUGGGACAGUCCACUUAUGUCGCAGUGUGAUAAGAAGCAUUGAAACAGCUAGGAUUUUCGACUUUGAGGAGUUUCCUGUCAGGGAUAAGGUCACCUACAUGUAUUAUACUGGUUGUUUAGAGGUGUAUAAUGAGAACUUUCCAGCUGCUGAUCAUAAAUUAUCUUACGCAUUAACUUUGGUGUAUAAUGAGAACUUUCCAGCUGCUGAGCAUAAGUUAUCUUACGCAUUAACUUAUUGCAGUCCUCUGAAAGAAGCAAAUAUAAGUCAUCAAUUGCUUUUGGAGCUUUCCUUUUAUGCUAUCGAGAAAUUGAAAUGCUCAUUAGAAGGGUCUGAAAUCGGUGAAGGUUUAAUUGUGAUUUAUGUCCUUAUGUACAACAAUGUUGUGCUUGCUCUUAAGAGAGGUGAUCUGCGACUUCUAAGACAUGCCCUUGAAGAACAUGAAGACAGGUUCUUAAGAUCAGGUGUAUAUCUUGUCCUAGAGAAGUUGGAACUCCAAGUUUACCAACGACUAAUAAAGAAAAUAGACAUCAUCCAAAAACAGCAAGAUCCAAAUAAAGCCCACCAGAUCAAGUUAGAAAUUAUUGUUAAAGCUUUAAAAUGGCUUGAGAUGGAUAUGGAUGUUGAUGAGGUGGAGUGCAUCGUUUCGAUUCUAAUAUACAAGAAUCUGAUGAAGGGAGAUUAUAGUGCAUUAACUGAUGCCCAAGAUACUGAAGAAGUCAUCAAAUUGGGGUGA